Oncorhynchus masou masou (cherry salmon) is the source of this 9347-nucleotide messenger RNA. RefSeq names its product nuclear factor 1 B-type-like. Lineage: Eukaryota; Metazoa; Chordata; Actinopteri; Salmoniformes; Salmonidae. Gene Ontology annotation, molecular function: RNA polymerase II cis-regulatory region sequence-specific DNA binding; DNA-binding transcription factor activity, RNA polymerase II-specific. Gene Ontology annotation, biological process: regulation of transcription by RNA polymerase II. The transcript is spliced from 12 exons. The coding region runs from base 598 to 2277 and encodes 559 amino acids. The record is from RefSeq and is a predicted model, not a curated record. Gene Ontology annotation, cellular component: nucleus.
GGGGUCGUUUUAUGCUGUGUUUUCUGAGGGAGACGAAAAGGUGGGCUAGUGGAAAUGGAAUGCGUUUGUUGGAGGAGGAGGAGUAUAGACUAUGACUGUGUAAUUAAGUGAGAGAAAACAUAUUGGGGACGGAUUUGUUAGUAUCGUGCAGACUGAGGGUGUACAGGUCGAUAUUAUAGGCUAUCAAGUUUGAACAAGAAGAGUGUGGAAUCUGAAAUUCAGCGCUUUCUAUACUUUUCACAAUACUUUCAUGAAUUAACUUCUCACAUUAUAAAGCGCACUGUUCCAGAAAAUCGGGUUUUCUUUUUAACUUCAUUCACCGGCUCGGAUUGAGAUAACCAUAUAGGGAUUCAAUGUGCUGCUUUGGAAAAUAAUAGCCGGUCUGCCAUAUCGUCUCCAUUUAAACUGAGAACAGGGGAUUGUUUGGACCUCCACAAUCUAACUGAUGUUCUUGUAUAACACCUUUGCGCGGAUAACUUCUCCACAAUCUUGCAUGGUGCUUUACGGGCAAGAAGGAAUGGCGCGAUAAAGUGGUAGCCUAUACCUGGCAUUCAGAAGAAUCAAUCGAAGUACCUAUUUUGUGUACACUGCUGGCUCAUGAUGUACUCUCCGAUUUGUCUUACUCAGGAUGAAUUUCAUCCCUUCAUCGAGGCACUUCUCCCUCACGUCCGUGCCAUCGCCUACACGUGGUUCAACCUCCAGGCGAGGAAACGCAAGUACUUCAAGAAGCAUGAGAAGCGGAUGUCUAAGGAUGAGGAGCGUGCGGUCAAGGACGAACUGCUCAGCGAGAAGCCCGAGAUCAAGCAGAAGUGGGCCUCGAGGCUCCUCGCCAAGCUCCGCAAGGACAUCCGCCAGGAGUACCGCGAGGACUUUGUGCUCAGCGUGACAGGCAAGAAACACCCGUGCUGCGUUCUCUCCAACCCCGACCAGAAGGGCAAGAUCCGCCGGAUCGACUGUUUGCGGCAGGCCGACAAGGUGUGGCGCCUAGACCUGGUCAUGGUCAUCCUGUUCAAAGGCAUCCCGUUGGAAAGUACGGACGGAGAACGCCUCGUCAAGUCGCCGCAUUGCACCAACCCAGCACUUUGCGUCCAGCCGCAUCACAUUACAGUGUCGGUCAAGGAGCUCGACUUGUUUCUAGCAUACUAUGUCCAGGACCAAGACGCACAGCAGUCAGGAAGUCCCAGUAACAAUGAGCCAGGCAACAACCCUCCAGUUUACUUGGAAGACAGCUUCAUCAAAUCAGGAGUCUUCAGUGUUUCGGAGCUGGUGCGGGUGUCCCGAACGCCCAUCACCCAGGGGGCAGGGGUGAACUUCUCCAUGGCCGACAUGCCUAGUCAGCCGUACUACCAUGACCUGAACUCCAGUGUGGGCCUCCAUCGCUCCCUCUCCUCCCCGCCUGGCAGUAAACGGCCCAAGACCCUCAACAUAGAGGAGAGUAUGGAGACCAGUCCCACUGGCCCUGACUUCUAUUCCUCACCUAGCUCCCCAGCUAGUGGCAGCAGGACCUGGCACGAGAGAGAAGACCUGUCGUCUCCCACCAUGAAGAAGCCCGAGAAGCCUCUCUUCAGCCCCACCUCCCCACAGGAUUCCUCACCCAGACUGAGCACUUUCCCCCAGCACCACCACCCCGGACUCACAGGCAUCGGACACAGUGUUAUAUCAACGAGGAGUCCUCCCCCCCAUUCCCCCCUGCAGUUCUCUGCCUCUGCCAUUCUCCCCCCCGCCCCGUCACCCUACUUCUCCCACCCCACCAUCCGCUACCCGCCCCAUCUCAACCCCCCUGACUCCCUGAAGAGCUACGUGUCCAGCUACGACCCGUCCAGCCCACAGACCAGCCAGCCGAACAGCAGUAGCCAGGUGGGGAAGGUUCAGGGCCACUUCACCCCGGUCCUUGCCCCCUCUCCGCACCACGGCACAGUGCGACCUGUCUCCCUCUCCAUGCCCGACACCAAGCCCAUCACAUCAGAAGGCUACUCAGCCCCGGGCACCCCCACAGCCAAUCGUUUUGUAGGACUGAGCUCUAGAGAUCCAGCCUUCCUUCACCAACAACAGCUGAGGAUAUGUGACUGGACCAUGAAUCAAAACAGCAGGCAUUAUGGCCCCAGUGGCACUGAGGAUACUUUGGGGAUUGCUUGGCAAAGUCCUGGUACCUGGGCGAGCUUAGUUCCAUUCCAAGUCACGAACGGGACUCCGAUUCUGCCGACAAAUGUCCACCAGAACUACAGCAUAAACAUCAUUGGUGAACCCCCCCUCCUCCACACAGAGGCAGAGAACUGAAGACCGCUCAAGGGGCAAGAAGUGUCGGCUACGGGGGAACUAACCAGCAAGCAGCACUUAAAACAAUGGUGCUUACCCCCUCUCCCCCCCCCUCCCCCCUUCCCCCCUCCCACAGACCCCUCCUCCUUCGGGACAUUGGCCAAGAAGACUCGAGUAGGUUUGGAGAAAAACUGAUCCGGUCCACUCUAGCUAACCCUUCGCCAUGCCAGUCAGUCAUUGUGUGAAAAGAGCCUUUCUAUUCAAAAUACUGUGAUGUAUCCUGUACAAAAAAACUUAAGAUGCCUUAAUGUUUUGCAUGACAACUCUUAGUCUAAUAGUGGUGUUCUUCUUCAUUUUGAUGUUGGGAGUUUCUAACCUUGGUUACGAACAGGGGAAGUGGUGGUCUGAAACACACAAAGACUGGCUGGUAGUAGACGUACCCGACUGUAAGUUAUUCAACUUUGACCUUUACCCCUUCUAUAUCAAACUAUUCACUGUGUAACCAUAGGAACAAAUUGUGAAUUCAGAGUGUUUUUUCCCUUAGAUUUCAGUUUACUGUGAUAUAUAUUUUUUUUUACUCAUUAUCCUGUUGAUUCUGUACUGCUAUCUACUUAAAAGUGAGUUAUACUCUUAAGAGUACUCCUAACUCUUACUAUGGUAAACACUAUUUUUAGGUUCGAGAUUUGACCCCUUUUUUGAAAGAAUUCGUAUCUCCUCUAGAAAAAGUUUUUUUUUUAGAUUUAAAAAAAAAAAUCUUGAAAACUCGAAAGAGGCAAGUGCAAUUGAAUUUUUGAAGGGAAGCUAUCAGUCUGUCAGCCCUAAGACUCUAAAGGAAAGGGGAUAAAUAUACGUUUUUUGGUUUAAAUACGUAAACGUGAAAUGUUUAAAAAAACAUUUGAGUUGAUUUCAGUCGCAUUUCUUUGUGUCUCAAUAUGGAAAGAAAAAAAUACUAAACCUGAAAUGCAGAGAUGUGUUUGAAGGUGCGCAUUAAGCUACCUAUGCAGAACUGAAUAUGAACAAGCCAGCACUUCUAUUGAGCCCUACUCAGUCUCACGGGGAGCUUUUUAUUUAUUGUGGAAAAAAUAACAAACAGAAAGUUCAAAAAUGAAACACACAUAGUGUAUAAAAUGCCAAUCGAAAUCAAUAACAUAUUCAUUUGGCCAUUAGCUUAUGAAGCUUGGGUUUACAGUAUGACUUGACGGAAAAAAAACGAAUGCAGGUUGUUAAAGUCAUUAGCUAAAAUGUAUGUGUACGUCUCAAAAUCGGCACUUUUUGUACAACCUCGAACCUGCAAGGUUGCAGUGGGUUGCACAUUUUGCCACUUGAACACUAAAAAUCCCAGAUACAAUGGUGGCAUUCCCUGAAAUCUAGAAUUGUGCAAGGCAGGUUUAUUGACUUGACCUCUCUCCAAGUCCAGAUAUGACAAAUCUCUCCAAUACUCUUCAUUUGCACGAUGACAUAUAGCCCACAUUACGUGCCUUGCCUUUGAAUAUAAAGAUAUCACUACACUUGUUUUUUUUUGCGGCAUUUAUUACCAUUAUAGAAAAGAAACUAAACAAUUUAUGAUAAUACUUUUUUUUUGUACUCUGAACAAAAAUUGUGACAUUGUUAAUUUUUUACUUUCAUUUACUACUUUCUCUCACAGUUACGGUGCAUAUCAAGUAUAGUUGCCGUUUUAAAGUCUAUAAUCACCAGCAUUAUUUUUCAGUGUUUUCGGUGGUUUUCGAAUAACCUUUCAUUUUUGUUUUAUUGUUUUGUUUUUUGUUUUUCCAUCUUCCAGUUACUAUUGAGGAGAGAAGAAUUCAGAUUUAUGAAAAUUAUGCAAUACCAAGUUUUGCCUAUGUAGGUAGUGCUUAUAGAUACGCCAAUUAUUGUAGGCUAGUUUGGAGAUAGACAAUAUUGUAAUGCAUUUAUUUUGUCGAUAUCGUUGUUGUUGUUUUCCUUUUUUAAUUGACCAAAGUAGGGACUGCUUUCUAUGCAGUGAAUGACAAGGUCUUAUUGUUGUGUAUUGACAGAUGGAGAGACAUGUUUCAAUUUGUUUUUAUUUCUUGGGGGAGGGAGGAGCCAUUUUUCUAAGCUUACUGUUUGCCUGUAAUGAAUGCACCCGUUGGUCUCGUAUGGCUGCAAAGUCACUGAUCUGUCUUCUGUGACAAACUUGACUCUUUGCAUUCAACUUCCCACCUGGGGUGCUAGCAUGUGACAUUGUCUAAGCUCAUUUUCACAGGAGAGACAGCUUGACUUGUGGGACCAUCACAAAAAAAUGUAAAAAUUCAGGAGAGGAACACGCUAACCUUAAUCAGACCCACAAUUGCAAACUGAAAUCAUACUGCAAUUGUAAAAAAAAUGAAAAAUAGCAGGAAGCUAUAAAAGCAUUAACCCUUAAACAUAACACGGUGCCAUUCUCUGAUCAGUCGCUAUAUGCAAUUCCCAAGUAGAUGCCUUAAAAAUACAGUAUAUAUAAAGUGACCUGUGGUACAAUCAACACACCGACAAAUCCAUGUGAAACCGGUCAAAUCAGUCUAAAGAAAGUAUUAAUCAACAUAUAUGCACUAUAUCUGUAUACACCCCGGGGAUAUCUCUACCUGUUAUCGCUAUAGGGAGCCUUGAUUUUAUCAUGUAAUAAGCUAUGUACUACAGAGGAAGGACCUCUGCUAUUUUCAUUGUACUGCGUAGUGCCCGGACAAGAACAACAAUAGAGAACUUGCAUACAGUAGCACAUAGGUUAUCGUCUACCCCAAGUGUGUUACAUCAAAUCUAUAACAAACAAAAAAAGAUGUUACAUAUGCGAACAAAAACAACAUCUCAGGCGUUACAGGGCAUUACAAAUUCCAAUCACAACUCUCCCACUUUGUAAUAUAAAAAAACAACUUUUAUAACUCAAAUAGACACUAUCCACAACGAUGGUACCUGUUGCAAUCUAUCCCAGCAAUUGUGAACAUUCUUACUUGCUUAAUUCGAAGAAAAGUACUGUACUGUAUACGCAACACUCUUUGAGAGGCCAGAAAGUGUAUAAAACCUCCUAAACUCAAGUCAAGCUUAUUCUCUCCUCCUUCAUCAAGAAACUUAUUCUGAAUUUGGGAAUGAAAAACACAAAACAAAAACCACCCCACCCCUAUGAGCACUGUUCUGCUUUUUUUUGUGUGAAAAAAAAAACAUAAGUGCUUUGCAGCCUCUGGCCAUUGGAGACCCCACUGAAGGGCAUUUUCCCUUAGUCACGUGUGAUAGAAACGUGUCAGACUUGAUGUUGAUAUUUUGGGUAGAAGAUUGGGUGUAUAUAAAGGUGAAUGCCGUGGUGGCGUCGAUAGCAGUAGUUCUUUGGGGCUAAAAUCUGCUUUUGGCAGCUUGCGAGUAAUGUGUGUUUAUGAGUAUGUGUGCGUGCGUGUGUGUGUGUGUGUGUGUGUGUGUGUGUGUGUGUGUGUGUGUGUGUGUGUGUGUGUGUGUGUGUGUGUGUGUGUGUGUGUGUGUGUGUGUGUGUGUGUGUGUGUGCAUGCUUGUAAGAGAGAAUGCACGAGGGAUAGAGAGGGUGACACGACACAUUGAGCGAAGAUGAGGGUCUUUCUAUAGAGAUACCUGCCUUAUAGACAGGAGUUUGUACACUGUAAUCUUUUUCACGCUUUUUAUUUGACACCCUUGUUUGUGAUUGUUUUCAAACAUCUUGGGUAUCAUAUAAGUCAAUUCCAUUUUAGGAGGGGAAAAAAACAAGGCUGGGCUUGAUUUACUCUCCAGCUCUCCCCAAAUAAUCCAAAAUUAAAGGAUUUUAUAACUUUUUAAUAUUCCUGUAUUAAGGUAAAGUAUCCUAUACAGAACCAUAAAAUAAAAAUAAACUUUCCAUUUUGGAAACACUUCGGUAAUAUUUGAAAUUCUUGUUUUUGUUAGUGUGGCCAUAGUAGAAUGUGUGAUGUGAUUAUGUGGUUGUGAAUCCAUGUCAGAGAGAAGGGGGGGGGGGUGUGAUUGGGUUCUACCGUAGGGGAGAUCUAUCCAUGUCAGUUCACAAUAAAGGCACCUGGUUUGACCCCACCACCAGUGAAAUACCAGGGUAACAUUUGAAGUGUCAUCAUAGAGUGUUUUACUGUGUUAAUAUCAAGUGUGUUAUGUCGAUCCCACGAAAGUCCUCCUUUAGAAAAAUCAUAAUUACAGGAUGAUGCAACAAUCCACGAGAAAUUUGGCACCUAGCAUUUGACAAAAUUUUGAAGUGUCCAUUAUGGGUUUGGAUUUGGAACAGGCAUGUGUAUGCAACAUCAAGCAAGUAGUUCCGGUGUGAGGAUUGGGUGAAGUAAGUUCUUUGUGGCCCCCAGGCAUCACGGAUUUUUGCACUUUUCAUAAUUUCAUCUCCAGUGAGCUCCAAAAGUAUUAGGACAGUGACACAUUUUUGUUCUUUUGGCUCUGUACACCAAGACUUUGAAAUGGUACAAUGACUAUGAAGUUUAAGUACAGACUGCCAGCUUUAAUUUGAGGGUAUUUUCAUUCAUAUUGGGUGAACCGUUGAGAAAUUACACCACUUUUUGUACAUAGUCCCCCAAUUUUAAGGGAACAAAAGUAUUGGGAGAAAUUCACUUAUGUGUAUUAGCGUAGUAAAGAGUUAAGUAUUUGGUUCCAUGUUCAUAACAUGCAAUCAAGUUUGUGACUCUACGAACUUGUUGGAUGAAUUUUCUGUUUGUUUUGUUUGUGUUUCAGAUUAUUUUGUGCCCAAUUGAAAUGAAUGAUAAAUAAUGUAUUGUGUCACUUUUAUUGUAAAUAAGAAUAUAAUAUAUUUCUAAAGACUACAUUAAUGUGGAUGCUACCAUGAUUGCGAUAAUCCUGAAUGAAUCGUGAAUAAUGAUGAGUGAGAAAGUUACAGACACACAAAUAUCAUACCCCCAAGAAAUGCUAACCUCUCACCAUUACAAUAACAGGGGAGGUUAGCAUUUUAUAUCAUACCCCCAAGAAAUGCUAACCUCCCACCAUUACAAUAACAGGGGAGGUUAGCAUUUUAUAUCAUGCCCCCAAGAAAUGCUAACCUCUCACCAUUACAAUAACAGGGGAGGUUAGCAUUUUAUAUCAUACCCCCAAGAAAUGCUAACCUCUCACCAUUACAAUCAUGCCUGUGUGGCUCAGUCGGUAGAGCAUGGCGCUUGCAACGCCAAGCGUCGUGGGUUCGUUUCCCACUGGGGCCACCCAUAUGCAAAAGUAGUGGCCCCAGCCGACUUGUAAGUCGCUUUGGACAAAAGCGUCUGCUAAAUGGGAUAUAUAUAUAUAUAUAUACAAUAACAGGGGAGGUUAGCAUUUUAUAUCAUACCCCCAAGAAAUGCUAACCUCUCACCAUUACAAUAACAGGGGAGGUUAGCAUUUUAUAUCAUGCCCCCAAGAAAUGCUAACCUCUCACCAUUACAAUAACAGGGGAGGUUAGCAUUUUUUGUGCAUCUAACUUUCUCACUCAUCAUUAUUCACAACUCAUUCAGGAUGCUGUAAAGUGUUUAGAGACAUAUUCUAUUAUUAUUUACAAUAAAAGUGACAACAAAAUUACACAAUACAUUAUUUACCAUGAAAAUGGGACUAAAUACUUAAGUUUGUACUACUUCAAUACACAUAAGUGAAUUUGUCCCAAUACUUUUGGUCUCCUAACUAUGUACAAAAAGUCCUGUAAGUUCUUAACAGUUCACCCGAUAUGGAUGAAAAUACCUGUUAUAUCAGUGUCCCACAUGGUAGAUAUUUAAUAAGUAGACAGGUAUAGGCAGGUUUUGUGUUGCAUACAUUGCAUAAUGUUUAUUUUCAAAUGGCUAAUUUGAUUCUGAUCAUCUAUGGACAUCAUGUACAAGGGUUAAACCGUUUUCACAGAAUGACAUGUAGGCCCACAGAUGAGAAAGGCAUGAUAGAGAUGAGUAUUAUUCAAUAUUCAGUAAUGAUUGUUGUAGGCUAUGCAUGGUCAACCGUUCAAUCAGUACCUUAUGCAAGAAAGACCAGUGGCAAUCAUGCAAUAUCUGUGUAGUUCUACUUACUUAAUGUUCAGUGCUCUAGGGAUUAAGAGGACAGAUGAAUGGACAAAAGUGCUUUCACGAGGUGUGUUUUUACGUGAGCAAUAGAUGUGUUCCAUGUAUUGAUUAUUAACAUCAGGUUGUUGUUGUAAGCAGGAAACAUAAAAACCAGCAUUUUCUGUAUUACUAAUCACUUAACUAAAUAUAUGAAUAAUUCAGUGCCUGUUCAAGCUCACCGUCUCAGUGGAGUGUCCAUUGUCAAUAAAUGUGAUAUGACAACAAAAAAAAGUUAAACAACUUAAAACGAAGCGAUAUGUGUGGGGCGCCUUGGCGUGUUCUCUCAAAUCUUUUUGAAUUUUUAGUUUUGUUUGUUGUUUUGUUUUUGGUUUGAGAUGUGUCUUUGCAAGAGGGUUUUUUGUGCUUCAUUCACUUGAAGGUCAGCUGGGUACGCCCAUCUCAUGCUUGCUCUUUGAGGGGAAAAAGCUAUGCGUACACGUCGUUUGGACAGUGUGUUUCUUUGGAUUGUCAAUUGCUACAUUAUGUUAACUAAUGACAUUUGAAAAUGCUUGCCAACUUCUCAGAAUGGUUGACUUCUUAUGGGUCUUGUGGCACUUUUACUUCCUCUGCACACACAUUAUUACUAUGGCGAAUCACUUCAAGGUGAAUUAAAAAACACAACUACUACAACACUACCAACUAAACAAUACGUAACAGUCUCCAGUAGUAACUUGUAGUUACACAGCAGGUGUGUGCAAAAGUCUACGUAUGUAUUGAAUGUAGGUUUUAGAGGACUUUUGAAACCUUUUUGUUUAUAUCUUUUUAUUUGACAGUUUAGGAACCACAGGUAUGCAUCGUGAACUGUAUAGCGAAGGCCUUGAUAUCCCUUCUUUUUGUUUUCUUUUUUGAUUUUAGAACAUUAAAGCAGUAGGAAAUGCCUUUGAGAUGGUUACAUUUGGUGCAGGGGCUAAAAUUGCCACAAGAUUAAAAUCAGUGUAAAUAAGGCUCAACAUUUUUGGUGAUUGUUACUGUUAUAUCCAACCUAUACUGCUAGCAGAUGUUUUUACUGCAGUCAUUUACUGGACGUGGAUAUAUUUCCUAUGCAAAACUGUUUAAACAAUAAAAUGAGCUAUGCUACAAAAA